AUGUCGUCCAAUGAACCUGCCAAACCAAACCAUCUUGAACCCUCUCCCCUGGGCACAAAAGAAUACUGGGACAACCUCUACACCACCGAAAUCACAAACCACACCCAAGAUAAAUCUGACGUGGGAACUAUAUGGUUCUCAGGCUCCUCGGCCGAAGAUAAAAUCCUUCCAUUCCUAGACGAAAAGAUUGUGGGGGAGAAAAUACUAGGUGCGGAGGUCGGGGCGAAUAAUUGUAGUUUUCUGGACCUGGGGACGGGCAAUGGGCAUUUUCUAUUAAGAUUGAGGGGGGUUUCUGAAGAGGAUGAGGAUGAUGAUGAGGAAGAUGGGAGACAGACCUGGCGGGGGAGAAUGCUAGGAGUUGAUUACUCUGAAAAGAGCAUUGAAUUCGCCCGGCGGAUUGUGGGGGAUAAGAAAGCCGAGAUGGAGAGCGAGGUAGAGUUCUUGUGGUGGGAUAUCAUGACGCAAGACCCGUUCGCCGCUGGGGUUCUUUCUGGGGAGCAGGGUAAUGGCUGGGAUGUUGUGCAUGAUAAGGGGACGUUUGACGCGAUUAGUCUUUCUGAAGAGCAGGAUGAGAAUGGAAGAAGGGUUUGUGAGCAGUAUAAGGAGAAGGUUGUUCCCCUGGUCCGGGAGGGAGGGCUGCUGUUGCUUACGAGUUGUAAUUGGACGGCGGAGGAGUUGAAGGCCUGGUUUGAGGGUGGUGGGUUGAGGACUGUGGGGGAGAUUGGGUAUAGGAGUUUUAGCUUUGGGGGGAAGAAAGGGCAGACUAUUAGUAGUGUUUGCUUUAUGAAGCAGAGUUCGAGUUGA
Messenger RNA from Venustampulla echinocandica, 804 nucleotides. Its product is annotated as Protein-lysine N-methyltransferase EFM4. Gene Ontology annotation, biological process: peptidyl-lysine dimethylation; peptidyl-lysine monomethylation. The coding region runs from base 1 to 804 and encodes 267 amino acids. Lineage: Eukaryota; Fungi; Ascomycota; Leotiomycetes; Helotiales; Pleuroascaceae. The record is from RefSeq and is a predicted model, not a curated record. Gene Ontology annotation, molecular function: protein-lysine N-methyltransferase activity. The transcript has 2 exons. Gene Ontology annotation, cellular component: cytoplasm.